Molecule: messenger RNA, 2571 nt
Organism: Ruditapes philippinarum (Manila clam)
Lineage: Eukaryota; Metazoa; Mollusca; Bivalvia; Venerida; Veneridae
Product: josephin-2-like
Exons: 2
Coding region: 1029-1439 (136 amino acids)
Biological process (GO): protein deubiquitination
Molecular function (GO): cysteine-type deubiquitinase activity
Source: RefSeq, a predicted model, not a curated record
GAGCUUCAUUCCAUAGUUAAAUAAAGAACAAAAACUCAUAAAAUUCAUAUUGUGAGCUAUUUUUUGUUUUUAUGAGCUAAAUUCACUUUAUGGACUUACGUCCAGUUGUAGUUUAUGAGCUGAUUUGCCUCUUAAAUAUCAAAAGUUGGUAUGUCCGUACGUCUCGAAAUCUUGUGAAAGCAACUCCUCUUAAACCGGAUGGCAGAUUUUGCUUAAACUUCCAGGGAUGAACAACCUUUAUGUGUAAAUAUUAGUAAAGGAAGGAAUUUUUGCUGCAACCAAAUUUAAAGAGAAUUAUGGCCCUUUGUUGAUUUUUUCACUAUAUACCAUAUAGAAAUUUUGUGAACGCAACUCCUCUUAAACCGGAUGGCAGAUUUUGCUUAAAUUUCCAGAGAAGAACAACCUUUAUGUGUAGAUGGAAGUAAAGGAAGGAAUUUUUGCUGCAACCAAAUUUAACAGAAUUAUGGCCCUUUGUUGAUUUUUUCACUAUAUACCAUAUAUAUGUUGUCAGUGGGGGCAUCUGUGUCCUUUGGACACAGUUCUAGUCUUAUUUCUAAAGUCAAACACAUCAGCAGAGGUAUAAAAUUGUAGAAAAGAAUACUCCUACAAAACAUUUUUUUGUACAAAAUAUAAUUCAAAUUUGAUAUUUAACAUUGACGGUCAAGGUCAUUCAAAGGUCAAUGUCAAAUUUGAAUAAGUCAUCAAGUCAAUUUUAUCACAAGUGUUUAUAAAUUUUGACCAAAAUUUAUUCAAAUUCUUGAAUAAAUAACAAAGUACAUGAGGAAUUGUAUAUACUGACUGACUGAAUAAUGAACAUGGCAGAGUAAGAUAUGGUACAGAUAUGCUGUCUGAAAUUGGUCUGCAGUGAUCAUAUAGGUAGAAAUUUACUGCUUAAGGUUAAAUCUUUUAGGUAUUAUAUAUGAUUUUUAACUGACAGAUAAUAACACACAUUUGUUACAAUUUUAAAUAAGCAUCGUAUUUCUUUCACUUGUCAAUUUUGUAUUUACAGUUUGACGCCUUCAAGGUUUAUGAACCCUCACCGUAAUAUGCUUGGCCUUGGUAACUAUGAUGUUAAUGUAUUGACAGCUGCUUUACAAACCAAGGAUCUGUGUUUGAUAUGGUUUGAUAGAAGAAAGAAAGUAGAAAAGGUAAAUUUCAGCAAAGUUAAAGGUGUUAUUCUCAAUGUUCCAUCAGACUAUAAACUUGGCUUUGUCAAGAUUCCAUUCGACUUUAAACACUGGUAUGUUAUACGGGAAGUACAAGGAGCCUUCUACAAUCUAGAUUCUAAACUAGAUAAGCCUAUAAAACUUGGUGAGAGACAGGCAGCAGUUGACUUCUUAAAUGAACGAUUGAAAGAUGAGAAAACUCAGUUAUUGAUCGUGGUGGAGCCUUCAGUAGAAACUUCUGGAUCUUGGUAUAUGGAAGAUGUUAAUUCUUAAAAAAAAUGUUGUCUUUAGAUAAAUUGGAGAGAAGAUCAACCUUUUUUCAAAAUUCAUUUAAGUACCUGAGAAGUUUUUCAUGAUUUGGAAGUGUAUGUUAUCAAUUAAAUGAGUGUCAAAAUAAAAAGUGAUAAUAUAGAAGAAAUUACAGUACAAGUAUUGUUAAGAUAGGCAAAUAUGCUGACACAUCAUAAUUUUGAUAUAAAAGUGACAUAGACCUGUGAAUCUAUUGGCCCUUUUUGCCUCCUAAAGCUUUAAUAAACUAAUUAAAUAUAGAUCCUUUGGAGAGACUUUUAAAGGACAUGCUCAAUUAAUGGUUGCACAAGUUUAAUUGUGCUUUUUUUUCAUUCUUUGACUGUCUCGAGAAAAUGCUAAAAUAAAAUAUUGUUAAAUUUGUAUAACCAGUCUAGGUAUUUAUGUAUUUAUUUCAUUCCAUUUCUUUUAAAUAUUGUUCUUGCUGUAGUAAACAUUUAUGUAUAUAAAGGGGUUCAUAAAUAUCUUUGUUGAAAAAAAGUACAGUGAAUUUUUUUAUCUACAUGUAUGCUUAGGGUUUUAUGAACGCUGUGUUUAAUUCAGGUUAUAGAAACAUUAUGAUACAUACACAUUUAGGGGUUCAUAUUAAACGCUUUAUGAAAAAAGGUUAUAUUUAAAAUUAUAUGCAUCUACAUAUAUACUGGUAGUGGUACAUAAAUGCUUUGUGUAAAAAAGGAUUAUUAUAAGUUACUUUUUUGUUUAAAAAAUGGAUUAUUUUAUGUUACUUUAGAGUACCAUUAUAUAAGGGUUCAAAAGCUUUGUCAAAAAAGUGAAUUUUGUUACAUAUUAUUGUCUUGUAUACAUGUUAUUUAAUGAUUUUUAAUUAUGCGUUAUUUUUAUUUAUUUUUUCUUGUAAAAAUAAUUGGGUGUUUUCUAAUAUAGCAUAAAAUGUUACUAAACUAGUUGUUUUCAUUACCUUCAUAUGUAUUUACUAUUAAUAUUAGGUUAGUCUAGCUUCUUUUGCAUUCCUUUAUCAACUUUUUGGGUGAGGUGGAAGUUUAUGCGAUACAGACCCUGUAAAGAUCAUAAUUAUUUAGAUUUUUAAUCACACUGGCAUAGGCAAAUCUCAUAUUUCCCUCUGUGCAUUAUUUUAGGGAUG